AUGAUACGAUCGCACGAUGUCUUGAAAGGCGAAGAGGCCAACGACGCUGCGUGGGAGGCCAGCAAAGGAGCUCUCAUAGGAGCUGCGAAAUGGGGAGCCGGCGCCGCCCUCCUCGGUGUCAUUGGCUAUGUUUGGUCGCCGAUAUAUAAAGGCACGACGGUGCAGUUCAAGGUGUAUCUUCAAAUGUCCGGCAUGGUGCUGGGCGGCAUGAUCGAGGCAGAUUGGCGCCUGAGACAGUAUGAAGUUCAGAUGAGGAUGCAGAGGCGGUGGAUGCGUGAAAAGGCCAAAUGGGAUCGGUACGAGGAGGAACUGUCGGACAAAAAGGACAAAUGA
Drechmeria coniospora is the source of this 333-nucleotide messenger RNA. RefSeq lists its product as uncharacterized. Lineage: Eukaryota; Fungi; Ascomycota; Sordariomycetes; Hypocreales; Ophiocordycipitaceae. The record is from RefSeq and is a predicted model, not a curated record. The transcript has 2 exons. The coding region runs from base 1 to 333 and encodes 110 amino acids.